Spodoptera littoralis (African cotton leafworm) is the source of this 570-nucleotide messenger RNA. Lineage: Eukaryota; Metazoa; Arthropoda; Insecta; Lepidoptera; Noctuidae. The record is from the annotation of a GenBank genome assembly.
GAGUAGGUACUGCACGCACGCACUGUAAAGACGAAUAUAACAUUUAUAUUUUAAUUCUACAAUCUAUAAUCUUUAAAUCUAUUUAAUUUCUGGCAAAGACCUGGAUAGAUUCAGUGGAUAUUUCGGAUUGACUUUAAUGAUAGACUGAAGUUGGGUACUCGUUCCAAAUCGGAGUCGUGUGCAGCAUGAGGCCUGUGUUUGUGCUGUGCAUGCUGCCUGUGCUGGCUGCACAGCACGCAUUGCACAAGGAGCAACUUCCCCCAACACUUCAACAAGUUCCUGAAAAAAGUCCAUACAAUAAUUCGUACAAAGAUGAUAUACUCAUAUCGGUUUCUAUGCCAAUAAGUAAAGUGAUAGAUUUAUACGGACCGGGAAUUCGAGGAACACAAUAUCAAAUCGUGAAUGGUGAGGAUGCUAAGAUAAUGAAAAUUACGCCCAAUAAGAUCCAACGAGGUAAAUUAUAGCUUAGGUACUUCAUAUCUUAGAUAGGUACUAAAAUAGGGUAGAUGACUCAUUUUUAUUCCAAUGUCCGUCUGGUAGAUUAUUUUAAAACAUUAGACACGUAUUUUU